Lynx canadensis (Canada lynx) is the source of this 2779-nucleotide messenger RNA. RefSeq names its product G protein-coupled receptor class C group 5 member B (gene GPRC5B). The record is from RefSeq and is a predicted model, not a curated record. The transcript has 4 exons. Lineage: Eukaryota; Metazoa; Chordata; Mammalia; Carnivora; Felidae. Bases 138 to 1301 code for a protein of 387 amino acids. Gene Ontology annotation, molecular function: G protein-coupled receptor activity; protein kinase activator activity; protein kinase binding. Gene Ontology annotation, biological process: G protein-coupled receptor signaling pathway. Gene Ontology annotation, cellular component: plasma membrane; intracellular membrane-bounded organelle; extracellular exosome.
GGCUAUGCAGUGAGACAGGACCGGCGGGCGGACGGGCGCGCGCGGGGCGGGGGCCGCAGCCGCGCUGCAGAGAUGUGACUUGAGGCCGAGAACAGCAGGAGCGUCGGCGCUGCGUGGCCGCGGGGGUCGAGGGAAAGAUGAGAACCCACCAGGUGCUCGCCUUCCUCCUGCUCUUCGUAAUUGCCUCCGGGGCUUCUGAGAACUCAAGCACGUCCCGGGGCUGCGGAUUGGAUCUCCUCCCUCAGUACGUGUCCCUUUGCGACCUGGACACCAUCUGGGGCAUCGUGGUGGAGGCGGUGGCCGGGGCAGGCGCCCUGAUCACGCUGCUCCUGAUGCUCAUCCUGCUGGUGCGGCUGCCAUUUAUCAAGGACAAGGAGAAGAAGGACCCCGUGGGCCUCCACUUCCUCUUCCUCCUGGGGACCCUGGGCCUCUUCGGGCUGACGUUCGCCUUCAUCAUCCGGGAGGACGAGACUAUCUGCUCGGUCCGCAGGUUCCUCUGGGGCGUCCUCUUCGCGCUCUGCUUCUCCUGCCUACUGAGCCAGGCGUGGCGUGUGCGGAGGCUGGUGCGCCACGGCAAGAGCCCAUCCGGCUGGCAGCUGGUGGGCGUGGCGCUGUGCCUGAUGCUCGUGCAGGUCAUCAUCGCCAUCGAGUGGCUGGUGCUGACCGUGCUGCGCGACGCGAAGCCGGCCUGCGCUUACGAGCCCAUGGACUUUGUAAUGGCCCUCAUCUACGACAUGGUACUGCUUGUGGCGGCCCUGGGGCUGGCCCUCUUCACGCUGUGCGGCAAGUUCAAGAAGUGGAAGCAGAACGGGGCCUGCAUUCUGGUCACGGCCUUCCUCUCUGUGCUCAUCUGGGUGGCCUGGAUGACCAUGUACCUCUUUGGCAACGCGGAGCUGCGGCAGGGAGACGCCUGGGGCGACCCCACCUUGGCCAUCACACUGGUGGCCAGCGGCUGGGUCUUCGUCAUCUUCCAUGCCAUCCCUGAAAUCCACUGCACCAUUCUGCCGGCCCCGCAGGAGAACACGCCCAACUACUUCGACACGUCGCAGCCGAGGAUGCGGGAGACGGCGUUUGAGGAGGAUGUGCAGCUGCCGCGGACCUACAUGGAGAACAAGGCCUUCUCCAUGGAUGAACACAACGCAGCUCUCCGAACAGCGGGAUUUCGCAAUGGCAGCUUGGGAAACAGACCCAGCGCUCCGUUUAGAAGCAAUGUAUAUCAGCCGACUGAGAUGGCCGUUGUGCUCAAUGGAGGGACCAUCCCAACUGCUCCGCCAAGUUACACUGGAAGACACCUCUGGUGAAAGACUUAAGUUCCAGAGAAUAAGAAUCUCUCUUACCGAUUUUAUUCCCUGGCUGUGUCUUUCUUGAGGGAGAAAUCAGUAACAGUAGCCAAACAAGUCUGCCUCACAGCCAGGAGAUCUAGAAAUCCUGCACAAGGGGAUUUCGUGUAAAUGUGAACACUGCUGAACUGAAAAGCUAACACUGACUGCCCUCUCGCCCCCUGCCACACACACACACAAACACGUAAUACCAAACCAACCUCAAUCCCUGCAAACUAAAGCAAAGCUAAUUGCAAAUAGUAUUAGGCUCACUCGAAAAUGUGGCUGGGCAGACUGUUUCAUCCUCUGGGGGUAGAACAGAACCAGAUUCACAGCCAGUGGGCCAGGCUGGUGUGGGUUGGUUGUGGAGGUCCCCCACACCAUUGCCCUCCCCAGCGAGUAGACCCCAGGUGGCCUCUUGGAGAUGACUGUUGCGUUGAGAGGACUAAUGGGGACUGUUCCAUCAGCUUGCCUGUUUGCACGUUUCAGGGGGUCAGGAGCAGUUAAGGAGUUGUGGGUGUGAUUCCAAGGUGAGUCCCAACCGAAUCAUGGGGUGAGCUUUCCAACCAGUGGUGGUGGAGGGAUCCUGGCAUGUGCCAAUACAGAGAAGGCUAUCUGGGAAUUGAAGUGACCAUCACAUUUAGAAAGUGGUGACCCACCACCGUGCCCUCUGUGGGCCUCCUGCUCCAGGUUAACGGCCGGAAAACAAGCCCGCCUCCCUGCUUGGUGGAGUCACAGCAGUAUUCCGGCUUGGGGCAGCAGUUUCGUUUUCCCCCUCCGCCUGAGCCCUUUCCCAGGCUUUUAUUCCCAUGUUCAUUUCAAAAACUUAGAUGGACCAUCAGCUUCCAGCCCCCUGGGCUGGCAGGCCAGAAGGCAGGUGCCACAGCAGAUUUUCUGUGAUGAUGUCGCGUAGCAGGGCCUCCCCGGGGAGAGAGGACACGCUGCUGCCUAGCACGCAGCGAGUUCUCCGAUCUCAUAUGUUGAUGGAGUGCAAGUUCCAGGGGGGGUGGAGCACUCGAGGGGCUCUUGCUGUCUUGGAGGGUAUGUGGGGCAUUUUUGACUUGUUUUUCUGUAAGUUCCAUGAAAAUGAUUCUCUUCAAAGCCCAUUGUUUCUGUCAUGGUUUCCAUCCGUCCUAAGCAAGUCAUUCCUUUGUUAUUUGGCAUUUCGAACAUCUCGGCCAUUAAAAAGCCCCAUGUUCUCUGCACUGUUUGGCCAGCAUAAUCACUAGCAGUGAUUCGAAGCAAAGAAUUUUAACCUGAUGGCAUGAAAUGUAUAAGUGAGGGUGAGCCCUUUGGCAUCUACGCUAAUGACUCUGUUGCUUUUUCUAUAAAACAACCCAUAAGCCUUUAACCUUUAUAAAGAAAAUGAAAAAGGUUAGCGUUUGGUGGGGGGGGGGGGGGACUGACCUCUUCAUAAGCCAAUAUGUCUGAGCUGUUUUAAUAAACCUGAUUUUUCUCAA